AUGAACUUUGACGAAAUUGAAGAACAAGAUGGUAUUCGUUUCUCCUGGAAUGCUUGGCCAUCUUCACGUACCGAAGCAACCAAAGCAGUUGUACCUAUUGCUUGUUUGUAUACCCCCUUGAAGGAACGCGAAGAUUUCGUAGAGAGCCCAAUCUGGUAUGAACCAGUUACUUGUAAAGCACCUUGCCGAGCCAUUUUGAAUCCAUACUGCCAAAUUGAUGUUCGUGGUAAACUUUGGAUUUGUCCAUUCUGUCUUCAAAGAAACGCGCUUCCACCUCACUACAAGGAUAUUUCAAAUACCAACCUUCCUGCUGAACUUUUACCCAAAUACACCACCAUUGAAUACAACUUGAACCGUGUCGCUCAAAUACCACCCAUCUUUUUAUUCGUUGUUGAUACUUGUCUCGAAGAUGAAGAUCUCAAAGCUCUCAAAGAGUCCUUGAUUGUCAGCCUGAGUUUAUUGCCUGAAUAUGCUUGGGUUGGUUUGAUUACAUUUGGUACUAUGACUCAAGUCCAUGAAUUGGGUUUUGCUGAUUGUCCCAAAUCCUUUGUUUUCCGUGGUACCAAGGAAUAUGCUGCAAAGCAAAUUCAAGAAAUGUUGGGAUUGACCAAUAAUCCUGCUCGUCCUGCUGCAGGUCAACAGCCUAAUCGUCCUGGCCAACCUCCUCAAAUGACCAUGGCUGCCAACAGAUUCUUGCUUCCUGUCAAGGAUUGUGAGUUUGUCUUGACAUCCAUUUUAGAAAACCUCCAACGUGAUCCUUGGCCCGUUGCUGAUGAUAAGCGUCCCGAGAGAUGCACUGGUGUGGCUAUGAGUGUCGCUGUGGGUCUUUUAGAGACUACUUUCCCCAACACAGGUGCCCGCAUGAUGUUGUUCAGUGGUGGUGCUGCCUCCGAAGGACCUGGCAUGGUUGUCAGUAAUGAAUUGAGAGAGCCUAUCCGUUCUCAUCAUGACAUUGAAAAGGAGUCUGCCAAACACUACAAGAAGGCUACCAAGUUUUAUGAAGCACUCGCCAAGAGAGCUGCCGUCAAUGGCCAUACCAUUGAUAUAUUUGCUGGCUGUCUCGAUCAAAUUGGUUUGCUGGAAAUGAGAUCCAUGGUCAACAGCACUGGCGGUUUCAUGAUCUUGGCCGAUUCCUUCAACACUGCCAUUUUCAAGCAAUCCUUCCAACGUAUUUUCCAAAAGGACAGUCAGGGCCACUUACAGAUGGGAUUCAAUGCUACGAUGGAUGUGCAAACCACUCGCGAAUUGAAAGUGUGUGGUAUGAUUGGCCAUGCCGUCUCUGCCAACAAGAAAUCAUCCUAUGUGGGUGAAACUGAGAUUGGUAUUGGCAACACAUCUGCUUGGAAAAUGUGCUCCCUCAACCACGAAACCACCAACGCUGUUUAUUUCGAGGUGGUCAAUCAACCCUCUACUCCCUUCCAGCCUGGCUCCCGUGGUUUGAUUCAGUUUGUCACGCAUUAUCAGCACUCUAGUGGCCAGUUCCGCCUUCGUGUGACUACGGUUGCUCGUAACUUUGCAGAGGGACAAAGCCCUGAAAUCGCCAAUUCAUUCGAUCAGGAAACCUCGGCAGUCUUGAUGUCUCGUAUCGCUGUGUUCAAGGGAGAAAUUGACGAUGGACCUGAUGUAUUGCGUUGGUUGGAUCGCAUGUUGAUCCGUCUCUGUCAACGAUUUGCUGAUUACCGCAAGGACGAUCCUCAUUCCUUCAGACUGUCUGAAAACUUUUCUAUUUACCCCCAAUUUAUGUUCCAUUUGAGACGCUCUCAGUUCCUGCAAGUGUUCAAUAACUCACCCGAUGAGACAGCAUUCUAUCGCCACACACUGAACCGUGAAAACGUCGACUCCUCACUCAUCAUGAUUCAACCUACGCUCACCUCUUAUAGCUUUGACACAGAUCCUCAACCCGUCUUGUUGGAUUCCAUCUCCAUCAAGCCAGAUGCUAUCUUACUACUAGACACCUUCUUCCAUAUUUUGAUUUUCCACGGUGAGACUAUUGCACAAUGGCGUAAGGCUGGCUAUCAAGAUCAAGAGGGUUAUGAGAACUUUAAACAAUUGCUGGAGGCACCUGUCUUGGACGCUCAAGAUUUGCUGAUGGAGAGAUUCCCUGUUCCACGUUACAUUGACUGUGAUCAAGGCGGAUCUCAAGCUCGUUUCUUGCUCUCCAAGCUGAAUCCUUCUACCACGCAUACAUCUGGUAGUCCCUACAGUGCAACUGGAGGUGCUGUUGUCCUGACCGAUGAUGUCAGCUUGCAAGUCUUUAUGGAGCACUUGAAAAAAUUGGCUGUAGCUGGUGCUUCCUAA
Molecule: messenger RNA, 2298 nt
Organism: Mucor velutinosus
Lineage: Eukaryota; Fungi; Mucoromycota; Mucoromycetes; Mucorales; Mucoraceae
Gene: CWH43
Product: Protein cwh43
Exons: 7
Coding region: 1-2298 (765 amino acids)
Biological process (GO): COPII-coated vesicle budding; endoplasmic reticulum to Golgi vesicle-mediated transport; COPII-coated vesicle cargo loading
Cellular component (GO): endoplasmic reticulum exit site; COPII vesicle coat
Molecular function (GO): GTPase activator activity; zinc ion binding
Source: RefSeq, a predicted model, not a curated record